CUGUAAAUGGAAGUUCUGAUUUGUGAUAACCGCGUAUGUUUUGCACUAAGAAAAAACAACUGUUGUAUUAAAUUUUCCUUUCUAAUUACUGCAUAAUCGCUCUAAAAUAAUUAAACUAAGCCAUGACGAACUGAUAAACGCAUUUAAUUAUUUUUUUUUUUGCAAUUUUUGACCAAAAGUAGGUAAUAUUUAUUUGGUUUAUACAAGAGUGGUUUUAACUUUUUAAAUGGUGGAAUUUGCAAUUAAUUGGGCGGUGAGUUCGAUUAUUCUUCCCCAAGGAAAUGACCGACAACACGGAUGAGCUGAAGAAUAUGCUAGUUACUUUCCGGGUGUCGGAACUGCAGAUGUUAUUAGGUUUUGCUGGCAGAAACAAGUCAGGAAGAAAAACAGAACUGCAACAAAGAGCUCUAGAGCUCCUCAGAGUCAGGUCUCACCCCAUUCAUCAGAAAAUCAGAGAUUUAUACAAGACUAUACAGCAAAGUGGAGCUCUGACUGGAGUACAACCUCCAAGUACCUCUCCCCCAAGUCAGGAUCUACAAGGAGCUCCUGUAAACAAUAUGCCUCAAACGCAGGGUGGUAUGAAUAGGAAUGCGGCCACUGUCCAUCCAUUUAGUGUAGAUGGCAGACAAAUGGCACGACAAGCACCCAUGUACCAACAAAGUAUCUACUCACCUUACCCACAAUAUUCAACAGCUAAACAACAACAGCAGCAGCAACAACAACAAAACGUCCUAGGCAAUUACCCCAUACACCCAGACGUGAAAUUUCGCAGGCUACCAUUCUAUGAUGUUCUGGCAGAUUUACUAAAACCUUCUUCUCUAGUUCCUCAAAGCACCCAAAGAAUGCAAGAAGGCACCUUUUACUUCCAUUUGACCCCCCAUCAAGCCACAGAUGUCGCCAGUUCGAGAGAUAUCAGGCCUGGAGUCAAAUGCGAUUACGUCAAACAGGUGCAGAUGAGAUUUUGCCUUUUGGAAACCACCUGCGAGCAAGAAGACUGUUUCCCCCCGAAUGUCAUAGUUAAAGUUAACAACAAAUUGUGCCCGUUGCCUAAUCCCAUUCCGACCAACAAGCCCGGCGUGGAGCCGAAACGGCCUCCAAGGCCCGUCAAUAUAACCCAGAUGGUGAAGUUGAGUCCUACCGUGGCCAAUACUAUAACUGUGUCUUGGGCGGCCGAAUAUAAUCGCGGUUACGCCAUUUCGGUGUCGCUUGUACACAAAUUGAGUUCGAUGGAUUUAUUACAGAGGUUGAAAAGUAAGGGAGCCAAGAAUGCCGAUCAUACACGAGCUAUAAUCAAAGAAAAAUUGAGCGACGACGGCGACUGCGAAAUAGCGACGACGUCGUUGAAAGUGUCGCUGAUGUGUCCGUUGGGCAAGAUGAGAAUGACGACGCCGUGUCGACCGAUGACGUGCACGCACUUGCAAUGCUUCGACGCUUCGCUGUUUCUGCAAAUGAACGAACGGAAACCGACGUGGAAUUGUCCGGUGUGCGACAAGCCGGCUCUCUACGACAAUCUGGUCAUCGAUGGGUAUUUCACCGAAGCGCUGAAUUCGAUGAUGUUGCCGUCCGAAUGUAACGAAAUUCAAUUGAACAAGGACGGCACUUGGUGCGUUCAGCAGCCCGAAAAGAAGGUGGUGAAUAAAGUUGAAAAGGCGCCAGUGGCGGCGAUCGCUAUCGACGAUUCGAUAGAGAUUAUAGGAGACGACGUUGAAAUUGUGAGUUCUAAUGUGACGGCGAGUUCUACGACGGAUAAAUCGGCCGCUGCCGACGGGGCGAAGUCCGAUGAGACGCCCCGCAAACAGGUUGUCGAUUUAACGAUCUCGGAUUCGGACGAUGACGAACCGGCGGCCAAAAUUAGGGCGAUUGCUCCCAUACCAGAUUCGACCAGCGCGUCUUCGAACAGCAACCAAACUCGUAUUACGACCACCUCAUCUGUAUCGAGUUCCGGCUAUCCUGCCAGCCCUUCAGUCAUCAAUCUGGAUAGUCCUUCGCCCCCUAGAUCGCCUCCUCAGCAUCAACAAAGCGACCAACAGCAGGCCCCGUCGUCUUGCAUGAUGACCGGCCAAACGAACGGCACUCCGUUCGAUAAGAGCGCUACGCCGUUCAUGGGCCCCGGAUCGAUGCCGUUUUUGGACUUGGACAACGACCCGAGCACUCCCUCUAACGGAAACAACCUGAACUUCACCAAUUAUUAAUAAGAACAUUUUAUGACUAGUUUCAUUUUAACUAUUAAUUUGUAUAGUUUCUUUUUUUUAUAUAAAUCUGAUGCGCUUGCUGUACAAAACUUUAGAUAUUUAUAGGGUUGUGUACGUCGAGACAUAACCUCGAAAAUAGAUGGAUAUGGAAGACCAAAAAGUUACCGUUGUGUUUAAUUGACGGUAACGAUUUUAUUAAUUGAUUUAUUUGUAACUGGUUGCAUAGUUUGAGUUGCGUUUGUGUUUUUAGCGCUCUUGCGGCAUUUACGAUGUUUCGAUGCGAAAAAUGACAGCUGUCAAAGUUGAUCGUGUCGAAAACGUUGUUUGGCGUUUCUUGUAGUAUGUCAAUUUUUCAAUAAUUGUUUUUCGUUGUAAGGGUCCGAUUACAGUAAGAACUUGGGUUCGUCAUCACUCGGAGGAAUAAUUUGUUGACAAUUGAGAUUUAAUGUUGAGUUAUUAUAAGUUUUUUUUUUUUAAUUAAACAACUUACUCUUUAUUUAUUGCUAGUUAUAGAUAGGGUAAUCGUUAAGUAUGUGAUCGAACUUUAAAAUUCUCUUCCUUUACUUAAUUUUGAGACAGAGUUAUCGUAGUAACCAUCGAGAUAGAUAAAAGUAAAGACGAAAUAAAAAAAAAGAAAAUAAAUUCAAAUAUAUUUAAAUAAAUUGAAAUUAGGAAUGAAUUAUUAUCUAUAUUAAAUAUGGUUAGUUUCUUCAAAAAAUUGAAACUCAAAAUCAAUACCACUGGACUGGACAGGAAUACAAGACGGGACGAACCCAGAAACAGUAUUCACUAUUAGUUUAACAAAGAAAUUUAAAUAAAGAAUGAAAAAAAUACAAUUUUGUGAGAAAAAUAUUAAUGGUAAUGACUAAUUACAAAUUUUAAUAAUAAUUACUUAAAUAUGAUUUAUAUAGAAGUUAUUAAGUGUUGUACUUAAAGUCACUAAGGAAAAGAACCAAUCACGAUUGAUUCAAUUUGACAGUGUGUUGUAAGAUUUACAACAUCGAUGAAGGGGUAAAUUUAAGUGGUAAUUGGUAGAACUAUGAUUCACGUAGAAUAUGUUUUGAUUUCUAGUAUUGUAUAAUGGAAUAUUGAUAUUUAUUAAACUUACUAAAUGUGAAGAAUCAAUCAAAUAAGCAACAAUUUUGUGAACAAAUUUUAUGUCAUAUAUUUGUCUUCUGUCUUCAUUAUUAAAUACAGGUACGACUAGUUUCGGCUUCACAGGCUCAUCUGCAAGCCUCUUAAUACAUAAAAUUCAAUCUGUUUUUCCUAUCUUAAGUUAGAAUUUUAUGUAUUACAGGCCUGAAGAUGGUCCUGUAAGGCCGAAACUAGUCGCACCUGUAAUUUAAAUUAAAUUUAUGUGGUAUUGAUUUUAAGUUUUUAUUCUUUGUUUAAAUUGAAAUUCGAAUAAAUUUAUUUUAUUUAUUUAUUACUAUAUCCAACAGAGUUGCCCCUAAUUACAGUAUAAGGAAAGAAAUAUUACAAGAAUUGGGAAUUAACAUAAAUAAUUAUUCUUAUGUAUAUACAUAUAUAAACUUAAAUCUAAAUAAACACGAAUUUAAACAGACACGGGUACAUCCUUAAAAAAACUUACAUAAGAAAAAAAGGAUGCAUCCAUUUCCACCUUUAAUAAUUACUGCGCAAAUUAAAUUGACAGAAAGAUACUUCUAAUAGAUGCAACAGAGCAAU
Molecule: messenger RNA, 3878 nt
Organism: Psylliodes chrysocephalus
Lineage: Eukaryota; Metazoa; Arthropoda; Insecta; Coleoptera; Chrysomelidae
Source: the annotation of a GenBank genome assembly